Didymodactylos carnosus is the source of this 459-nucleotide messenger RNA. The record is from the annotation of a GenBank genome assembly. NCBI's taxonomy places the organism in Eukaryota, Metazoa, Rotifera, Eurotatoria, Philodinida, Philodinidae.
AUGUUGGAAUGGAACCACACACAUUUUCUUUUACUCGAUGAUGGUCAGCUAAGAGGUUAUCUGAGCGAUUUACAGCGAUCAUCAUUUGUGCAAGCUGCUGUAGAUGACAGAAAUCGAGAUAUGAAUUUUGCCGAUUCAGUUUUCAAAGCGAUAUUUUCUGCCUACGGCGAAAAUACAAAUACUAACUUGAAUGAGUCUCGAGAUCGAUCAAAUACAAAUUUUCAGUCGGAAAAAAGUCAGUCAGCACUUCUUGAACUCGCAGUCAAAUGGGAGUGUCUUGAUGCAGCAAAAGAAUUAUUUGAGCGAAAACGAAACAGAGACGAAGAGCUCAAAUUUAAAGAAAAGAUACAGAAGCCUACAUUGUCACAAAUCUUGCAACCGACCGGAGUUCUACCGCUUCCAGGACUAUCAAGUGGAAGCGCCGACGUUAGUGUAGGUUUGAGUUUUUCUGAUCGUUAA